Messenger RNA from Phycomyces blakesleeanus NRRL 1555(-), 710 nucleotides. RefSeq lists its product as hypothetical. Bases 107 to 676 code for a protein of 189 amino acids. The transcript has 4 exons. The record is from RefSeq and is a predicted model, not a curated record. NCBI's taxonomy places the organism in Eukaryota, Fungi, Mucoromycota, Mucoromycetes, Mucorales, Phycomycetaceae. Gene Ontology annotation, cellular component: nucleus; GINS complex. Gene Ontology annotation, biological process: double-strand break repair via break-induced replication; DNA replication.
UAACAUUUUUUUAUACAGACAAAUAUAUUCAUACACACACACACAAGUCCUUGUAUAAGUCUCCUAAUCUUUUUAUUAUUAUUAUUAUUAUUAUUAUCAUUUUAUAAUGGCAUUACCUCGUACACACCAGGCAGCAUUCACACCUCAAGAAGUAGAAUUCCUGUCAGGAAAUGAAAUCCUAACGAUCAUCCCAACCCAACGCAUCAACGAAAUAGAUCUCAUUCAAAAAUCAGUUGGUCCAUUUCGUCCUCCUCUCCAGUCAAAAGUUCCACUCUGGUUGGCAAUCUUGAUGAAGAAACAACACAAAUGUACUAUUGUUUGUCCUGACUGGCUUACUGUCGAAUUCCUUAAAGAUCGCCUGAAAGAAGAAGAAAACGAUGCGGAUUUCAGUAAAUUACCAUUCCAUUAUAUGGAAAUGGCUCAACUGUUAUUGGAAAAUGCACGCGAUGAUGUCCCCAAUUCAGAACAAGUUCGUACCUUGCUUAAAGAUCUUCGAGAAACUAGACAAGCAAAGUCGAGAGUUGGUUUAGCUGAAUUGGAUGAUAAUUGGCUUGGGAUGAACAACCUGUCAUUGAUGGAAAUCAACGAGAUCCGCCCAUUCUUUACGCGUGCUUAUGAUCAGAUCCGUAGACUUAAUCCCGAUGAACCUGAUCGUAAAGCAAGAUCAGCUAACUAAAGUGAACCAUUCUUCUUCACCACUUCUCCACAAC